Molecule: messenger RNA, 4383 nt
Organism: Pecten maximus
Lineage: Eukaryota; Metazoa; Mollusca; Bivalvia; Pectinida; Pectinidae
Product: tetraspanin-1-like
Cellular component (GO): membrane
Source: RefSeq, a predicted model, not a curated record
GAGAUUUGUAUCGAGGUUCAGACGAGAGAGGAUCUUUGAAUACGUCCCUUCAAUUACAGGCAAGACAUUUCAGAUAAGGAAGAAGCAAAGACAAAGAUCCUCCACCUGCUGUGAAUUUUAUUAGUGGACGUUCAUUGUGUAACAAUUAGUUGAUCAGGCAACCAAAGAUGGGAGGGAUGACUUCUACCAAAAACUGCAUGAAAGCGACAAUAAUGAUAGCAAGCGUUCCUGUUAUUGUGAUUGGUGCCAUAGCGUUAGGCAUGGGUCUGUGGAUCGCCUUUGAUAACCCUAGUUUUAUUGGACUAACACAUCUUGAGGAGUUUUCAGUGGUCGAUCAGUCGUUCGUCAGGAAUGGAGCAUAUAUUGUCAUUGCUGGUGGCGCAUGCGUAUUAGCCUUCGGAAUAUAUGGUGUAAUCGCUGCUGCGACAGAAAGUCCAGUAUUGCUAGGAGUGUAUGUGACGCUGCUUUCACUCGUUAUGGCCAUUGAAGUUGCAGCUACAGUUCUUGGUGUGGUCUUCAAACACAUGUGGGAACAGAACAUGGAGGAAUCUGUGAUUGAGAAGAUAGCGGAGAGAUAUGAUGGUAUUCUGAACAGUGAGGACUUUUUCACCUACCACUACAACAACUUUCAGCAAGAGAUGGAAUGCUGUGGAUUUUACGACUACAAGGAUUUCGUUACCAAUGCUACAAAAUGGAACCGGACUGUGGACUCGUCGGUCGCUAUGGUGAUCCCUCCCGCGUGCUGUAGACCUUCUCCCUCGAGUAACGACACAUCUACCCUACAGAACUGUGUGUACAGCCCUACAGCGGACAACGCCUUCCUAACGGGCUGUAAGGGCGCCAUAGAGGACCUAUUCUAUCGAUAUGAGUGUGUGAUUAUUGGUGUAGCAUCUGCUAUCGUGUUUUGUCAGCUGUUGAUGAUGGUUCUGACUCUAGUGAUGUUGUGUACGAAGGUCGACAACUCCUACACAUUUAAAGACGGGAAACAGAUAUGAUUGAAUCCUUUCAAACACAACACGUCUCCUUCAGGAACAAUAUGAAUUUCACCGAUUAUAAGGGGAAACAUUAUUGACCGAUUUUCCGUCGACAGUUCCCCGUUAACAAUUCUGUUAGGACUGUACAAAUCUAGCUUUUCUGUUCUGACGACCUUUAACAACCAAACUCUAUUUGACACUCCUCAAGUUCUGCCCUGAUUUCAGGAAAGAAAGAUACAAUAAUAUCAUGAUCAUUAUUUAUAUAGAUGAACUUGAUUACAACAGUUUGCACUUACAGUUUGUGUAUUAUAUAUCCCAUUUAAAUGGUCCAAUCACUAAUUCACGCCAAGUUAAUAAUAAUUUGCCUCCAAACACUUUCCUACAUCGUUCCACCACUUCAUUAACCAAUUUCGAACAUGGUGGCCUUGGUUGAUGAAAAUACCAAGUGUGUGUACCAAGCGGUACAAAUACGAAGGGCGGAAAAAUAGCAUUUCGAUUGUUUUUGCUUUAUAAUCCAUGUUUUGUAUUUUACCCGACAGCUAUUUUCAAUCCGAUUUUUUACCGGAUUAAACGCGAUUUUGUAUCCUUGAUUGUAACUUUUGAGAUUAACUGGCGGAUUCAUGAAAUAGAGGUAAUAACAUGACACUGUUUAAAUUUGAUAUAGAUAUCCGACAUGGGAAGUUAGAGGAAACACGGCGCCCGUCAUAAGUUCCCCGCCAUAGAUUUUAUAAGCAUUUCAAUCUGUUGGAAUAUCGUGACAAUGAAAAAAUAUCCAUGACCGACGAUCAUAUCUACCUGCUGUGCAUAUAUCUACCUCUGUCUGUGUUUAGACGUAUUUACCUGUCUGUGUAGAUAUCUACCUGUGUUUAGACGUAUUUACCUGUCUGUAGAUAUCUACCUGUCUUUAGACGUAUUUACCUGUCUGUAUAGAUAUCUACCUGUCUUUAGACGUACUUACCUGUCUGUCUAGAUAUAUAUACCUUUUCUAUAAGCGUAUCUACCUAUAUACAGACUAUUUUCUGUCUAUAGACGUAUCUUCCCUCAAUGUAGAUAUCUACAAUGUACCUGUCGAUAGACGUAUCUAACUGUGUAGAUACAUGUAACUACCUAUGUAUAGACUAUCUACCUGUUUGUGUAGACGAUACCUAUCUUUAGACUAUCUACCUGUUUGUGUAGAUGAUACCUAUGUAUAGACUAUCUACCUGUUUGUGUAGAUGAUACCUGUCUAUAGACUAUCUACCUGUUUGUGUAGAUGAUAUCUAUUUAUAGACUAUCUACCUGUUUGUGUAGAUGAUACCUGUCUAUAGACUAUCUACCUAUUUGUGUAGAUGAUAUCUAUCUAUAGACUAUCUACCUGUUUGUGUAGAUGAUACCUAUCUUUAGACUAUCUACCUGUUUGUGUAGAUGAUACCUAUGUAUAGACUAUCUACCUGUUUGUGUAGAUGAUACCUGUCUAUAGACUAUCUACCUGUUUGUGUAGAUGAUAUCUAUUUAUAGACUAUCUACCUGUUUGUGUAGAUGAUACCUGUCUAUAGACUAUCUACCUAUUUGUGUAGAUGAUAUCUAUCUAUAGACUAUCUACCUGUUUGUGUAGAUGAUACCUAUUUAUAGACUAUCUACCUGUUUGUGUAGAUGAUACCUGUCUAUAGACUAUCUACCUAUUUGUGUAGAUGAUAUCUAUCUAUAGACUAUCUACCUGUUUGUGUAGAUGGUAUCUAUAGACUAUCUACCUGUUUGUGUAGAUGAUACCUGUCUAUAGACGUACAUGUAUAUACAUGUUUGUGUAGAUGAUAUCUAUCUAUAGACUAUCUACCUGUUUGUGUAGAUGAUACCUAUUUAUAGACUAUCUACCUGUUUGUGUAGAUGAUACCUGUCUAUAGACGUACAUGUAUAUACAUGUACAUGUUUGUGUAGAUGAUAUCUAUAUAUAGACUAUCUACCUGUUUGUGUAGAUGAUACCUAUCUAUAGACUAUCUACCUGUUUGUGUAGAUGAUACCUGUCUAUAGACGUACAUGUAUAUACAUGUACAUGUUUGUGUAGAUGAUAUCUAUAUAUAGACUAUCUACCUGUUUGUGUAGAUGAUACCUAUCUAUAGACUAUCUACCUGUUUGUGUAGAUGAUACCUACCUUGUAUCUAUAUACCAUCUACCUAUUUGUGUAGAUGAUAUAUAUCUAUAGACUAUCUACCUGUUUGUGUAGAUGAUACCUGUCAGUAGACGUAUAUACCUGUUUGUGUAGAUGAUACCUAUAUAUAGACUAUAUACCUGUUUGUGUAGAUGAUAUCUAUCUAUAGACUAUCUACCUGUUUGUGUAGAUGAUACCUACAUUGUAUCUAUAUACCAUCUACCUAUUUGUGUAGAUGAUAUAUAUCUAUAGACUAUCUACCUGUUUGUGUAGAUGAUACCUAUAUAAAUGUAUAACCUUAUACAAAUGUAUUCAUCAUUAAGACAGCUUCCCAGACCGAUCAGAUGACGCCUAUGGAUUUUCACAUGAUACUCGUCCGUUCAAUGAGCUUUCAAAUUAAUUAAAAUGUUUCUUCAAUGAUACCACAAAUAUAUUUUCCAAUUUCUUUACAUCAAAGACCAUGCAUAUAUGUUAUUAAUGAAAAUACGGAUCAACAUAGUAACAUGACUAUGGCUAAUCUGAUGGAAUUCUAAUAUUUUGUCAGAGUAGUUUUGGAAAUAAUGUAAUUUAAAAAAAUGUCCAUCUACCACAGCAGGAUACAUAUAAUGUCUUUUAUAAAUGAAAAACCUCGAUGAUAAUUUGCUUUCUCCAAAAUAACGGUAAAGCAAUGAAAAGCAUGUUGCAUGUCCUUUGAUGCCGACAGUGAACCACAUAUCGAUCGGAGGAGAUGCUAUGAUCACACGUGAGAGACAUAGGUUAUGUACGACCUGACGAAUCUGAUCCAAGAAGAUACCUGUUUGAUGACAGUAACGAUGUGUAAUUAUACUGGUAUAACCUAUUGACAGGAAAUUAACCACAGUCGUGUUACAGGGACAAUGAUGUUUACAAUAUGUUAAUGUAUAUAACUAAGCUAUCACUAUUCUCUUGUUGAUGAUAUUUAAGGGCUCAUCUAUUGUCUCACUUUAGUAUUUUAUAGAGAUGACAUAGUUUUUGACAUAGUUUUAAAUGAAAACAUGUCUUAGUUUGGUAUUUUAUAGAUAUGACAUAGUUUGACAUGAAAACAUAUCACGCUAUCGCUCCAUGUGAUGUUUGUAUGCAAAGUCCUGUCAUUUACAUCGAUCUAAAUACCAUGAAAAUGAUUUUAAAUGAGUGCCUUAGAUAGAACAGACAAUUCCACGGUGAAAUAUCGCUGUUUCUAUGGGUAACACAAUGACUUCAAACUAGGUACAAGACGUCACAUUGUGUACACGACGUCACAUUGUGUACACGAUGGGUGUCAUGGAA